CCGAGGCUCCAGCGGUUGCACACGCUGCAGCAGUCUGUGGAAAUACAGAGAAACUUAAAACUCCAAAGUUUUUUUCCCUUUAACACGACUUUUUUUUUCCUCUGGUAGUGACUGAGAGGGUCGGUAUUAUCAAAGCAUGAAAAGAGAAGUGGACACGCACUUUUCUUGAACCUGACUCUUUACUUCGUACUGUCUGACCUUCAGAGCGGAUUGCCAUCCACUUUCUCCAGCCUCCGGACAUGUAGUCAGCAGCGUAAGCAGAGCGUAUUCCUCUUUGUGAACUCUUUUCCUCUCAAACAGCUUCCUCUACCUCUCGGGCUGGACUGCGGUGCACUGACGUCGGCUCGCCCUCCCCUGCCCCCUCGCCCCCCAGCAAUGGCCUCACGCAUCGGGCUGCGGAUGCAGCUGAUGCGAGACCAGCUGCAGCAAGAGGAGCAGCGUGAGCGGCAGCAGCAGCAACAGAAUGCAGUCCUGCAGCCUUACAUGCAGCAUCGCAUGGCCGGGCCACCUACACCCACUCCGGCCAUUAGCACCCCGCAGCAUUAUCAAAGCAUGCAGGUCCCUGUGGAGGUUCUUAAGGUACAGACCCACCUGGAGAAUCCUACAGACUACCACAUCCGUCAGUCUCGGAGGCAACAGGUGAAAGAAUACCUGUCUACCACCUUUGCCACCAAACAGACGGUCCAAGCAGUAGCAGGGCUGAUUCCACCCUCUCCUCCCACAAACAUGGGACCCACAGGGGGUUCAGCGUCUGCGCCCCCACCCCUCCAGUCCCCACACAUGCGCACCGAGCAGCUCAUGUCUGGCAACAGUGCACCCAACAGCCCCAUGGCCAUGCUCAACAUCGGCUCCAGCCAUGAGAAUGAGAUGGAUGAGGUCAUUGAUGACAUCAUCAGCAUGCAAUCCAAUUAUGAUGAUAUCCAGGCAUACAUUGACCCUGUCCAGAUGCCCAACACACUCCCUCUGUCUAGCAGUCACCUAGAUGUGUAUACAGGACCUGGGAUGAAGGGGCCAGCUAUUGGUAUGACCAGUAACUCCUGUCCUGCCAACCUGACCAUCAAACGAGAACUGUCAGACACAGAAGCCCGUGCACUGGCCAAGGAGAGACAGAAGAAAGACAACCACAAUCUGAUUGAAAGGAGGAGGAGAUUCAACAUCAAUGAUCGUAUCAAAGAGCUGGGCACCAUGAUCCCUAAAACCAAUGACCUUGUGCAUAGGGAUGUGCGCUGGAACAAAGGCACUAUAUUGCGAGCAUCUGUUGAGUACAUCAAACGCAUGCAGAAAGAUGUGCAGAGGACCAGAGAGGUGGAAAACAACUUCAAAAGGAUGGAGAUGGCCAACAAGCAGCUGAUGCUACGCAUCCAGGAGUUGGAGAUGCAGGCUCAUCUGCAUGGUCUGCCCAGCAACUCUCCCUCUGGCCUGAACCCAACUGACCUGAUGGCUCCUUAUAUAAAACAAGAGACCAGCCCAGAGGAGAAGCUUUCUCACCCCCAGAUACAAGCCCACCACCAGCCCCAGCACCUACCCCAGAACCAGGCUCAGCCCCACCAGCACCACUUCCUCCCGCAAAACCACCUCCAACCUCAGGGCCAGGCUCAGCCUCAGCCCAGGCAGCUGCCACCGCUCCCCCAACACCUCCAGCCUCAGCCACCCAUUCAGUUCCCAGCUGUAGGCAGCUCCCAGCCCUUUGACUAUGCCCAGUCGCUGGACUUGUGCGAUGGGAUUCCCGGCUUCUCAGACAGCAUGUCGGGCCUGGCUGACCUGGGUGGACUGGACGUCCAUGGGAGGAGAGGCGAGCUGGGCUUCCUGAUGAUGGACGAGCCCUUGUCCCCAAUGGGCGGAGACCCGCUGCUCUCUGCAAUGUCCCCUGAAGCCUCGGUCGACUCGAGCCGCAGAUCCAGCUUCAGCAUAGAGGAUGGAGACAUACUGUAGACAUAUGCAUACACACAUGCAUUCAUACAAGCACACGCGUGCACAUGCAGAGGUUUCACAGAAGGUGCAGUAAACAUGCAAACAGCUUGAAAAGUGACAGUUCAUCAACGCAAACUCUUGACACAUGUACAGCACAUACAACAGAAAGAAAUCAGCCACAAAGACAUCACAUCAGCACAAACCCACAACAUGCUGCACAUACUAUACACAUCACGCAAUUUGAACACACACCAACGACACUCAUUUGUGGUACAACUAUCUGUUAAUGGUACAAGCAACAGAAGGUGUUCAGUUCUCACACAGCUGAAAACAUUGUGUAUAGUGCAGCCAUCUGCGCGCACACACACACACAAGUGUGUGUUAGAUAACCUGAGCAGCUUGAAACUUUGCCCAACAGACUGAGCGUUUACAAGGGGUGAACCAACACUGCCAGGUCAGGAGUUAUAUAGCGCACUUGGCCUUGUUUCCAUAAAGGUGGCCCUGAAUGAUAAUUGAACAAGGGACAAAAACCAGCAGUUAAUUAGAUUGAAGUUAUCAGAUACAAGGACAACCGAGCGCAUUGUCUCACUCGAUAGAGGACAAGUUAUUUUCCCCUUUACAUCAGCCUCUUUUAGUAACCAUAAAUGAUUGAAUGAACGAUAGUGCAUAAAAUGAAAGUAGCUUUAUGGUCCUGCAUGCAUAAUUUAUCUUAAGGGGGAUGCCGUCCGUUCACAUCGUUCAUUUCCUCAAUCUGUUAUUCCACAGUUUUCUUUCGCCAUAAGCGCUAGCUGUUUGGUGUCUGACAAAGAUCUGUUUUCAUUUAUUGUAUCUAUCCCACUUAUAGAUAGAACUGGUGUCUCCUCAUGAACACGUACACAUGCACACAUGCACACACACACACACUGCUGUCCCUCAGUUUCUCCACCUUUAACAUUUUACACUCGUGACAUUUAUCCACAAGCUCUGUAAAGUGUAUGUUGACUUUGGAAAGAGAGUAAAGAAAGAAAACCGUUUAAUGGUCUUCAAAAAACAGUGUCAUCCAACUCUAUGAGGUGUCAAAAUACUCAGGUACUGUAACAGAAUACACAAGAAGGAUCGUUUUUAAGUAGAAGCAGAUGAUAACCUGAACUGUGUCACGGCCGUAACCCCUAUCAAUGUGCCUUUUGAUUAUUGCAGCUGCUGCUCCUCAAAGGUAUAUUUUCAUAGGUUAGAGGUCAUGACCAGGGUUUAGACUUAAUAUCAAGUUCAGUUAUGCCUGUAAAUGCUUUAGAGUUUGCUUCUGUACCAGCUACACCCUUAUUAAUGUCAGAGAUAAACAGUAAAUGUUUCUCUCACUCAGUGACUUUGAAGGGCUUAUACCAGAGGCCCAGUUGAAUGAAAGAUUGAGUGACAGGGUUUGUUACUGCAGAGAGAGCGAGAGAGAGCGAGAGAGAGCGAGAGAGAGCGAGAGAGAGCGAGAGAGAGCGAGAGAGAGCAAGAGAGAGCGAGAGAGUGAGAGAGAGAUAGUCAGUCCUAGCUGACAGCAGCAGCAGCAGUAGUUGUAGUAGUUGUCUUCACACAGUUGCAUGCAUUCACACUCACAUUCGGUUCACAGACAGGCAAGCUAGAUGCCCGCCCAGUACACACACAUGCAUUAUAGUGCUCACACACAUACAUACACAUACAUACAGUGCGGUGUGCCUUGAGGCUGUUUUCAAAUCAGCACAUUAACAAGUCUCCUGUGCUUCAGUCUCUCCCCUGAUGAGUCGGGGGAAGCUGCCAGCUGCAGAGGUAAAUCACAGGCCUGCUGUUCAAGCUGCCACGUAAAGGGAACCUGUUCUCCCACUGGCUACUGCUGUCAAUGCAGUGGCUAGGGCAGGUUGAGUUGUACCUGAGUUGUAUCUCUGCUGUGGUGAACCUGGGGCUUGGCUUUGAUUUGAUAUAGCUUAUGAUCAGUACUGAUAAAGGUAGAAAAAAAACUUUGAUGGUGAUUUUUUUGAUUAAAAGAAGUGUUUGUUUUCUUUAUUAUAGUUUGUUGUUUAUUUUAUCUCCCAAAGCACUGGAAACUAUAUUAUUGUUUUGACUUUGUACAUUGAAGAAUUAUGAAAUAAGAUUUAUUUCAGAUAUUUUAUGCCACUAAGCCACUUAAAUGUAUUUUAUUUGUAUUUGUUGUUUUAGUUUUAUUUCAGUUUUAUUCCGAACCUACCCUUUCUUUUCAAAGCCAUUUUCAAGUACACUGUAAAGACAUUUAUGCCACUAAUGUUUCAUUGGGGAAGGAGUGGGCAGCCAUUUAUAAACUUCCAGAUUUCAAGUGACUUUGGAGAGAUGAAGAGAUUAUGUACAUUUAUAAUGCCAUUUUUAUAUGAUUGGGAUUUUAUUUUUCUCUCUGUUUUAACAUUGAAAUUUGGAGCCAGACAUAGAUGAAAGGUGAUUUUUUUUUUUUUUUUGAUUUGAUUAAAUUCAAAUUACUCAUUUUAUGAAUGUAAGGUUUACCAGUGGUUCUGGUCAGAUUGAAGCAGGCUGGCAUUUUCGCCAUACCUCCUUCCUCCCUGACUUUGGUUUCCUUGGAGACCGUAAAACGACUGACUUCACAUAAACUCUGAGCCGAGGAGUUGUGGUUGCCAUGGUGUUGUAUCACUGACUCUACGUUAGCUUCUGUCUGUCUGCCAGAGUUGUGCCUUUUCCCGAUCAGCCACAGUUUGACUAUUGUACUGUCACCCAACCAACACUCCAAAGAGCUGCUCAGGCCUCCUCUACUCUUCCACUAGAGGGCGCUCUGCGGAGCAAACUACACAGGGAAAAGUGGUUCAAAUUUUACUGAGAAUAUAAAAUGUUUUACCAGAAAACA
Molecule: messenger RNA, 4738 nt
Organism: Seriola dumerili (greater amberjack)
Lineage: Eukaryota; Metazoa; Chordata; Actinopteri; Carangiformes; Carangidae
Gene: tfeb
Product: transcription factor EB-like
Exons: 12
Coding region: 376-1932 (518 amino acids)
Biological process (GO): humoral immune response; positive regulation of DNA-templated transcription; regulation of transcription by RNA polymerase II
Cellular component (GO): nucleus
Molecular function (GO): RNA polymerase II cis-regulatory region sequence-specific DNA binding; protein dimerization activity; DNA-binding transcription factor activity, RNA polymerase II-specific
Source: RefSeq, a predicted model, not a curated record